Molecule: messenger RNA, 1659 nt
Organism: Botrytis sinoallii
Lineage: Eukaryota; Fungi; Ascomycota; Leotiomycetes; Helotiales; Sclerotiniaceae
Exons: 3
Coding region: 1-1659 (552 amino acids)
Cellular component (GO): mitochondrion
Molecular function (GO): 2 iron, 2 sulfur cluster binding; 2-methylcitrate dehydratase activity
Source: RefSeq, a predicted model, not a curated record
AUGUCGACAAUUAAUCGUAGUGUUCGUACUGCAUCCAGAACUCUUCGACUACCAGCCCAAUCACGAAACUUCAGAAUCCCACUUUCUCUGCGAAGUCGUGCAAACUUCGGAGCUUCAACAAGAACAACACCAUCGCUCAAACAAUUCUCCACCAUGUCUCCUUUGCAAUCUGGGGCCCCGCCACCACCCCAAGCUCGAGAGUACGAUCCUGAGAUUAAGGAUAUCGCCAGCUAUGUUCAUAACACCCCAAUUGAAUCUGAUCUUGCUUUCGACACAGCUCGAUUUGUUUUCCUCGACACUCUAGGCUGCGGUCUCGAAGGUUUACGAUUCAAGGAAUGUACAAAAUUGUUGGGUCCAAUCGUUGAAGGAACUAUUGUUCCUAAUGGCACAAAGGUCCCAGGUACACCAUUUCAGCUCGAUCCUGUAAAUGGUGCAUUCAAUAUUGGUGCCAUGAUCAGAUGGCUCGAUUACAAUGAUUGCUGGUUGGCUGCAGAAUGGGGUCAUCCUUCAGACAACUUGGGUGCAAUUCUCGCAGUGGCAGAUUGGAUUUCGCGAACAAACAGAGCUGGUGGAAAUCUCGGCAAUGGCAAGGUCAUAACUAUUAAAGAGGUUUUGGAAGCUAUGAUUAAGGCACAUGAGAUUCAAGGUUGUCUGGCACUCUUGAACUCUUACAAUAAGGUCGGUUUGGACCAUGUUGUACUUGUCAAGGUUGCUAGUGCCGCUGUAGUUUCCAAAUUGUUGGGAUUGAGCGAGAAGCAAACUGCAGAUGCAGUUUCACAAGCUUGGGUUGAUGGACAGAGUUUAAGAACAUACAGACACUCUCCAAACACCAUGUCAAGAAAGUCAUGGGCUGCUGGUGAUGCUUGCCAACGUGCCGUAAACUUAGUCUUGAAGGUCAUGAAGGGCGAGCCUGGUGUUCCUACAGUUUUGUCUGCUCCAGUCUGGGGUUUCUACGAUGUUCUCUUCAAGGGUAACAAGUUUGAAUUCCAACGUCCAUAUGGCAGCUAUGUCAUGGAGAACGUUUUAUUCAAGGUGUCUUAUCCAGCCGAGUUCCACUCUCAAACUGCCAUUGAAGCCGCAAAACGUAUCCGUCAACAAUUGGUAGACCAAGGAAAAUCUGCCGCUGAUAUCAAGGAGAUCACCUGCCGAACACACGAAGCUUGCGUUCGUAUCAUCGACAAACAAUUCAAGCCUAUGGACAACUUUGCCGAUCGUGAUCACUGCAUCCAAUACAUGACUGCAGUCAUGCUCGUUUUUGGACGUCUUGAAGCUACAGAUUAUACUGAUGGCGGAGAGGCGGCUACUUCUCCUUUGGUUGAAUCACUCAGACAAAAGAUUGCUUGUGUCGAAGAUCCACAAUUCACCAAGGAUUAUCACAAUGAAAACAUGCGAACCAUUCCAAAUGCUUUGACCGUCACAUUGAACGACGGACAAGUUUUGGAAGAGGUUGUCGUUGAUGCUCCAUUGGGUCACAGAUUGAGAAGAGAAGAAGCCAAACCAGAAAUUUUGGCCAAGUACAAGAGACAUUUGGGACCACAUUUCAGUGAAGCUAAGGUCAAGGAAUUGGUUGACUUGGGCAAUGAUUCUAAGAGACUUGAGGCAAUGGCAGUGGAUGAGUAUGUUGACUUGUAUGUAAGCAAGGACAGCAAGUUUGUUUAG